CAAAAAAAUAAAAAAAUAAAAAUUAAAACUUUAUAUUUUAAAAAUUUUAUGCUUGUGUUUUUGAAACUCUUCCACCACUCAAGUGCAGCAUUAAAGAGAAAUUCAAAAAUUUAAAUAAUUACGAAGGAAGCUUGCAGUACUUUUAAUAUACGUGUACAUAUAUAUAUAUGCAAAUAUACAUAAUUAAAAACAAACUGAAAAUUCCAAUUUGAUUUGUUCUAUUUCCACUUUUACUGUGUUAUUGUUGCUUCAGUUUUUUGUUGUUGCUGUUUUUUAUUUGUAUGCAACAUGAGAUUGAUGUUGUGCAAUUCUUUGUUGUUGGGCAUUACAUGCUGCCUGCUGGCAGAAAUCGCUGCCCAAGGAUUUAAUCCCAAUCGUGCUGUAAAUGAAGUGCCCAUUCCGUUUCACAAUCAAUUUCGCCGGCAGCUAUCCUCGCAGCAGCACAUUCUGUCGGACGUGCAACACCACACACAACCGAGACAGGCACAACAGCAGCAGUAUUUCCUGCAGCAAAGCCCUAGCGUGGAAGUGCCAAUACAAACGCAACAACAACGAAACCGCCAAGUACUGCCCACUGUGAAUACACGCUUCCCGCCUAGUGGCAACGGACGUGGAAAUUUUGCAAGCAAUCCAAGUGCUAAUAGCAACACCAACAGCAACAGUAACAAUGAACAAUAUCAACAGAAUUCACUAUUCCAACGUUCCACACAAAACCAAUUGUAUACACCGCAGCAACCGAUACGUUUCCAACAGCCUCAACAACAACAACAACAGCUGCAACAGCAACCACAACCAAAUAUAGAUCAGCAUACACAGAAUUUCUUGACUUUGCGUAAUUUUGGCAAUCAACAAAUUGGACCACAACAAAGCUUACCACAACGUUCGUACAACAACAAGCCAUUCCAGUCACAGCAGCAACAGCAACAGCAGCAGCAGCAGCCUUUGCAACAACCAAUCUACUCGACGUUGCCGAAUAGUGUUUACCAACAACAACAACUGCCUCAAUCACAGCAGUCCUCUUCCUCAAACUUUGGUUUGCCACAGACACAGCAGAAAUUGCCGAACUCGCUACCUAUACCCACCUUCCAAUCACAGAGCGUUGCACAGGCGCCGCUAAAAGCCGCCUUCUCUACGACACCACAGCUACUGUUCCAAAACCAACAGCAACAACAACAGCCACAGUUGUUACCGCUACCACCACAACAGCAGCAGCAUCAGCACACCAAUUAUCAGCAAUUACCGUUACAGCAGCAACAAAGCGGCGCCUUCCAGUUGACACCCAAUUUGGGCUUGCCCGUGCCACAGAUCUUUCCAAACCUACAAUCGACUGCUUUCCCUUCUGCCCAACAACAGCAGCAGCAGCAACAACAACAUUCACAACAGCAAUAUGUGAAUCCACAAUUUGCUACACUACCAACGCCACAAGCGCAAUCGGCCGAUCAGGAGUACAAACAGAAGAUCAUACAGAAACAUGAACAGUUCGUGCAGAAGCAAUAUGAGAAGUCGCAGAAUAAGGUGCGUCAACAACAUGAGGAGUUCGUUGCUAAACAACAGACACUUAAGCAGCAAUUGGCGCCCACGUUGCAGUUGCCACUACAGCAACAGCAACUACAACAGCAGCAACAGUAUCAGAGCUUCCAACCACCACGUAGUCGCCCCGUACAGCAAUCCGAGUUACAUCUGUUCUCAUCCGCUUUACAAAAGUACCAUGAAGAGCAUCCCACUACGACUACAACAACCACCACCACGACGACAACAACCACAGAGCCCACAACGCUGCCGAGCAAUAAACAAAAUAGCAAGAAUGUCUACGCACAAGUCAAAGCUGAGCUUGGCAAGUAUGGCAUGAAGACCACACCUGGAAAGAAGCCUGUGAAAACCAUAGGACGCGACGAACUGCUGAAACAAUUGAAGGCCGCUUUGGCAGAGGCACCACAAAAGGAUGUGGACAAUAAAACUUACUCCGAAAUGGAUUUGGUGCUGCCGAAUGGUCAACGUGUGCAAGUGAUACGUACCACGGAUCCUAAUUUGGUCAAAGGUCAGCAAGCGCUUUCCCAGGAUCAGUUACAAACUCUAUUGGCACAACAAGGUAUAGCGGCAGGCGAGAGUGGUGUUGCAGUGAGUGCACCAGCAGGCGGUAAAUUGAAUUUGGCCGAUGUUGCGCCGGAGAGUGCUAAAGAUCUGGUACUACCGAAUGGUUCAAAAGUGCAAAUAUCACGUUCACCCGAUCCAGAGGCCGCAAUCGAUCCACAAUCUUUGCCCGGGGGCGUUGAUUUCUCUAAUUUAGCUUCACUGUAUGGCGGCGAUAUUGAAGGUAUUUCUAGUGGCGCCAACAGUAUUGCUAGUUCAGCUGUGAUACAAUCAGACUCUGAUGAACCACCUACACUGGAAGAGCUAGCCAAGCGUGGUCUUAUACCAGAUGGUUAUGAAAUCGAAGGUUUGAGCUCGAAUAAACCCGCAGCAGCACCGAAGCCAGCGCCUACAUUGCCACCGAAGAAGAAGGCCACCUAUGUCUACCUUGAGGAGCAAGCAGAUGGUAGUUUUAAGAUACAAGGCGUGAAAGCUAAUGGCGAGAAGGAAACUAAACAGACCGGCGCUGAAGUGGAGAGCAUCUUGGAGCGCAUACGUAGUGGUGAAAUUAAACUUCCACCUUCUGUUUCCCGUCUAACAUUACCAAAUGAUGAGGUUGUUGAAAUACAAGGUGGUAAUAUUAUUAAAACUACCGUAGCAGCGCCUAUACCUACACGACCCAGUACGACCACCUCGACAACUACCAGCACAACCACAACCACUACCACUACAACCGAAUUUCCAUUCGCGCGCACAUCACCGAUACGUCAUCAAUAUCAUUCGACACGCACGUCGCCGUAUAGCAGCUACCCCAGCACCACAUAUGCGCCACUCGUACAUCGCACAAGCCCCGCAGAAGCGGCAAUAGCAACAGUCGCAACGGAUUCCACUGAUACUACAUACUACACCACACCAGCGCCCAUUUAUACUGCCUCCCCAGCGGCGCCAGUUGUCUAUGAGACUUCAACACCAUUUGCCGUCACUGAACGUUUGGUUGAUACAGUACCCGAAUCAGGUCAUUACACCGAUACGUUAGUACAAGAAACAGAGAAUACCGAAAAGGCGGCCGAAGUGACAUCUGCAAAUCCAAGUGAAGAUUUGAUACAGAUCUUGAAGUCAAAUGGUCUCUUUGCCAUGGCCAAAUAUCUGCGUCAAUCGGGUUUGGAUAGCAUAUUGAAUGAGACUGGGCCGUAUACGAUCUUUGUGCCAACCGAUAAGGCAUUCAAAAACCUUUUAGUUCAACUAGGUGGCCCCGAACGUGCCGAGGAGAAGUUCAAGGCGAAUCCACGAUUGCUCAGCGGUCUGUUGCUGCAUCACGUGAUACCAGGUUCCUUUGAAAUCGCAACACUGCAGGACGAGAUGACAGGGGUCUCGCUUGCGGGCACCCAAUUGCGUGUAAAUCAAUAUACGAUGCACGAUCAAGAGUGGAACGAUGUGACUAUCACCACCAUAAACGGCGCCAUGGUAUUGCUGAACAAGAAGGAUAUAAAGAUACCACAAGGUGUUGCACAUGCUGUCGAUCGUGUUAUGUUCCCACUGCCAGUCGGCGAUCUCUUACAAACUCUACAAUCGGAUCGUGAAAAUCGUUUCUCUAACUUCUUGAAAAUUCUAUACACUUCUGGUCUAUCUGAGAAACUACAAAGCAAAGGCAUUAAAACCUAUACCGUCUUCGCGCCGGUGGACAAGAGCUUCCGCGAUAUGGAAUCGGAUACGCUGGAGAAACUUUUCAAUAACAAAGAAGCUGCCGAAGAGUUCGCCAUGAAACACAUUGUACCCGGCUCGCUAUUCUCAGCUGGCAUGCGUUUCUAUCAAGUUAAGGACUCAUUAUUUACUGGCAAAACUGUUAUUUUGCAAAAGACAUCAGCGGGUAAGAUCAAGGUGAACGACGCACAAAUGGUGACCUCGAACAUACCGGCAACAAACGGCGUCAUACAUGCAUUGGACGGUGUUUUGGCGUGAGCUUGAAACGUUGAAUGCUCAAACGCAAACAAGCAAAAUCAACAUUAUUAAGUAAGCAAUAAAUAACCGAUUCUAUAGGUUAUAUGUUAAGAAAUGAACGCAUGGAAAGACAUUUGUUUUUUUUUUUUGCAUUAAAAUUAAAUUUUUUGCGAUUAUAUGAUAUAUUAAUUAUGUAAAAUUAUAGUUUUUCCAACGAUGAAUGAGCAGUAAAUCUUGCCAGGUGCGCUUUAAAAGCUUUCUUUCCAAAGCUAGUGAAGCUUAUAAAUAUUACUGUGGGUAUAUUCGGUAAUUUAAUUAGUUAAUUUUUUUUUAAAUACUUUCUUGAGCAAAGAAAAACCAUUUUCAAAAGAACAACAAAAUCCACUGGUGCUUCCAAUUAUGCUAGUAAUUUCCGCUGAACAGUUACAGUUACCAUGGCAUGCAAGUUUUCGGGAAAUUUUUAUGUACAAUCAUACUUUGCAAUACUACAGUCAUAAUAAAAAAAUGUACAUACAUAUAUCAUAACAUAUAGCUGAGUUGUCACAAAAAAAAAAUUAGAAAAAAAUAGUGCAGAAAAAGCGGUGGUAGUACAGCGUUUUUAGAUUUCAACAUGAGAUUUUUAAAAGCUUUUCUUAUAAAAUUUUGAAAUACAAUUAUGUAUUUUAAAAUCAUUGUUAUUUACCCUUCAAUUUAUUCAUCCACUGUUAUUCAACAUUUUUUUUUUUAUUAAUUUAUUUCCUUCGAUAUUUUUUAAACUCAUCUCCAUACUCAUGCAGCCGCACACUCGUACACAAUUCACACAAAUUUCAUUAAAGUUUCUGUACAAAGAAUAUUUGUUUAAAAAUUUUAUACAUUUUUAAAAGUGAACAUUUUUUACGUUUAAAAUGCAUAAUAAUUAUAAGUCCAUUUAGCUAUCCAUACACGAUUACAUACAUAUAUAAAAAUAUAUUUUAAAAUAUUUAGGCACAAUC
This is a messenger RNA of Ceratitis capitata (Mediterranean fruit fly), 4979 nucleotides long. RefSeq names its product probable serine/threonine-protein kinase kinX. The transcript has 5 exons. Gene Ontology annotation, biological process: extracellular matrix organization; cell adhesion. Gene Ontology annotation, cellular component: extracellular matrix. Lineage: Eukaryota; Metazoa; Arthropoda; Insecta; Diptera; Tephritidae. Bases 289 to 4029 code for a protein of 1246 amino acids. Gene Ontology annotation, molecular function: cell adhesion molecule binding. The record is from RefSeq and is a predicted model, not a curated record.